Messenger RNA from Neolamprologus brichardi, 961 nucleotides. The record is from RefSeq and is a predicted model, not a curated record. Lineage: Eukaryota; Metazoa; Chordata; Actinopteri; Cichliformes; Cichlidae.
AUGGCGACAGACGUCCACAAACUUCACAAACAGAUCCAGAGGUGCUACGCAGAGAACAGACGGGCCUCGCAUCCAGUGCAGUUUUACCUGACCAGCCUUGGAGGACAGCUGAGACAGAGCAUGGACGAGAAGGACAAAGGCUGGGUGAACUGGAAGGACAUCCACAUUAAAACGGAGCACUACACCGAGGUUGUGUCCCAGGAGGAGCUGGUCUACCUCACCUCCGACUCUCCCAACGUGCUGACGGAGCUGGAUCCACAGAGGGCGUACGUCAUAGGAGGCCUGGUGGACCACAACCACCACAAGGGAGUCACCUUUGAAAGGGCCACGGAGCUGGGCAUCCGCCACGCCCAGCUCCCUCUGAGCAGCUUCGUCAAAAUGAACAGUCGGAAGGUCCUGGCUGUUAACCACGUGUUCGAGAUCAUCCUGGCGUACCUGGAGAAAGGCAGCUGGCAGGAGGCCUUCUUCACAGUCCUGCCUCAGAGGAAGGGAGUGGUAGCAGUCGGCUGGGACGCGACAGAUCCUCCGAAAAAAGACGAAGAGACGGACUCUGACUCUGACCCAGAAACUACAGCUCAGGAGGAGCGAGCUUAGCGUUGGCGCCAAGCGGACAAUGCGUUUGUUUUUGUUUUUUUUACGAGAUGGUUUAAAGAAAGUUCUGUUUGUUGGAAGUUUGAAGUAUUUAUUGAAAAGAUUUCUCAGUUAAUGUUCGAGACGUUUAGCUGUUUGUUGUUGCAGCUGAAGCUGACAACCACAGGACGCACACUCGUCCCUCUUUACAGACAUCGAUGAUGAUGAUGCUUCACAAUCUUCUACUGUUGGAGGACAAAGCACAGAAAUGAAUAUGAGGAGGAACAAAUAGAUGAUGACUUCAAUUAAACGGGUCAAAGAGAGAGUUUGUUUUAUUCUGUAACAAACAGACGGACGAUGCGUUUACAUGAUACAUGUUCAGUUUCCCAAA